UUCAGUAUAGAUUUGUUGUUCAUCGAUUGAACGUGCUUUUGGGUCGGAACGCUUCUGUGACGAGUGUGUUGUAUUCUAGGGCAGUGGUUAUUGGUUACAAUUGUAGUGCUAAAGAAUCUUACAAGUAAUCGGUGAAUCAUGAACUCAACAUUCAAGUUAAAUACUGGACACACGAUUCCGAUGAUUGGCUUUGGGACGUAUCAAAUAUAUGGAAGCGAUCUGAUAUAUCGAACAUUGGAUUAUGCGCUCGGUGCUGGUUAUCGUCAUAUUGACACUGCUGUAGUUUACCGCAAUGAGGAACACAUUGGCAACGCAUUAAAGCAAUUGCUGCCGAAGUAUAACUUGAAGCGAGAAGAUAUAUUCAUUACAUCCAAACUUAUAUCUCAAGUUAACAAAGGGGAAACUUUCGUGGAGGAACUCGUUCUGAAGUCAUUGGCCAAUUUACAAACCGAAUAUAUUGACCUUUACCUCGUUCAUUGGCCCGGUGUGAGUGGGUUACAAAUAUCCCAUCCAGACAAUGUCAAGUAUCGCAAGUGCACGUGGAAUGUCCUAUCUAGGCUACAUCGUGAAGGCAAGUGUCGGUCGAUCGGUGUUUCAAACUAUACCGUCAAGCAUAUUCGGGAGCUGCUGGCCGAUUGCAACGGUGUGCGUCCAGCUGUUAAUCAGGUUGAAUGGCACCCACGCUAUUACCAGCUCGAACUGUUAGAACUGUGCCGUUCGGAGGGUAUUUUCCUGCAGGCGUAUUCUUCUCUCGGCACAUCGGGUAGCAGCAGCCUGAGGGAGGAUCCCGUCGUUGCCGACAUUGCAUCCCGUCUCAGUCGAUCAUCAGCGCAGGUGCUACUCCGCUGGGCUCUGCAGCGUAAAGUUGGCAUUUUGCCCAAGGCUCGAUCACAAAAUCGCAUCGAAGAAAACAUUGCCCUUAAUUUUGAAAUCCCAGCUGAAGACAUGAAACUGCUUGACGAGCUGAGGGAUACCAGCGGUAUGAAGUAUGCUUGGAAUCCGGAGGCUAUAGUUUAGAAAGUGAUUAUUGAACAUUCGUAGGUGCUACAUUAGAUUAGCUACUAAUCGUUUUAACUUUUAAUUGGUGCCUUUGCUAGAAAUGACUAGUUUUGUUAUGUAGUAAAUAAGAGGUGUACUGUUACUGUUACUCUCCAGACCAUUAAUAAACAUUUUUCACAUACAAUAGUUAAUCAUAAUAA
Molecule: messenger RNA, 1199 nt
Organism: Armigeres subalbatus
Lineage: Eukaryota; Metazoa; Arthropoda; Insecta; Diptera; Culicidae
Gene: cyp33
Product: peptidyl-prolyl cis-trans isomerase E
Exons: 6
Coding region: 139-1017 (292 amino acids)
Biological process (GO): protein peptidyl-prolyl isomerization; protein folding
Cellular component (GO): intracellular membrane-bounded organelle
Molecular function (GO): peptidyl-prolyl cis-trans isomerase activity; oxidoreductase activity; RNA binding
Source: RefSeq, a predicted model, not a curated record